This is a messenger RNA of Tigriopus californicus, 3633 nucleotides long. RefSeq lists its product as uncharacterized. The transcript has 2 exons. Bases 1 to 3528 code for a protein of 1175 amino acids. The record is from RefSeq and is a predicted model, not a curated record. Lineage: Eukaryota; Metazoa; Arthropoda; Copepoda; Harpacticoida; Harpacticidae.
AUGUCGUCGUUGUCCAGUCGAUUGAAGCACUGUCAACACGAUGCGUUGGAUUUGACUUCCUUUGUGGUACUUCCUAUGGAUGACAAAAGGGACCAAAAUGACAGACAAUGUCAGGAGAUAGGGUCCAUCCCGACCUUCCGGGAUUCCCUUAGUUUUCAAUUGGAUCUCAAGUCUAUCGAGAUCAUGGUCCACUCUUUCUUGAAUGCUCACCUCCAAGUGUAUCCAAGUGAGAUUGAGGAGUUUGCCAAAUAUGCUCGCCGUGAGUUCAAUGAGAUUCUGGACGAGAAAGUCCUGGGCAAAAUCACCCAUCCUAGCAACUUCCAAGACAUUGCCAAGCAAGUCGAGAUCUCUGUGGAGGACAUUGAGACUUCGAAAGUGAAGAAAAAGGACCAACUGGAAUACCAGCUGACAUUGAACGGUCAAACCAAAGUGUGCGUUUCCGACAAAAGAGGCGGCAGUGAUGUCAAGAGGCUCUUUCUCGAUUGCUUGGAAAAAGAUAUCUUGAAGAUCAUGGUCCACAAAUAUGGCCAUGAAGGGAUCAAAUUUGUGGGACAGGCAUCGUUGCCCCUGGCCGAUGUGUUUGGAUUGGGAUCGCAAACGCUUGCAAUUACAAACACCAACCAUCAACGUGUGGGUUCCAUAGUGGUCCAAUCCCAAGUUGUCUUCAGGGAUUGUGAUUACGCCAAGAACCUCGUCAAACAAAUGGUGUCCGACUCUUGGAUGGCCGAAAUAUGCAAAGUCGUGGGAAUGAAAAGAAAUGCACCUCGUUGUACAAUGGAUUCGUCGGAGGCUCAGGCCGUUAUCCGAAUCGAGGAAGAGGGGCAGGUAUCUAUGUCCAAUGCACUGACGACCGUGAUCAAUAUGAAUGGCGAGGAAUAUCCAAUGGAUGCUAAUAGAAAUUUGGACCUGGAUUGCACGGGAUUACCCAACUGUCGCUUGCGAUUGGAGUGCCGGGAACAGGAUCCCAAUUCUAGUCCCUUGAAAAGCAACGAUUCUUCAUUCUUGAGCCUCAUGGGAUUGUCCUUGAUCAGUUCCCCAAAUGGUUCCUCAAAUGCCAGGAUGGUUUUUCAACAGACCAUUGACCCUCAUGCGAUUGGCAUUCGUACUGGGCUUCAAGUGACGCAUGCAGGUUUAAGUUGGAACAUUCGGUGGAUGGAAUUGAGCAAAUCCGACAAGAUUUCAGCCUCCAAUGUCGAAGAAGCUCUCAUUGCUAUGACCUUGGACCAGAUCCCCGAGAAUGAUUGGGAAGGCUGGAAUGGAUCGCUCAUUCCUAGCUACUAUUGUAUUGAAACCCUUCUUCAUUCGGUUUGCGGUUCUCAUCGAUUUAGAUCUGUUAAGGAUCAUGCCUUGCUGAGGGUUCACGCCACAAAAACCUUCAACUUUAAUCUGGUCCAGGAUGUCUUGUCGAGAGUCGGCCUUUCUUCAGGUGACCAAGACGUGGUCAUUUCGUUGGUCCAGAACAUUGGAGAGUACCUGGCCGGAAUAGAGUUUCAAUCAAAGAUCCCGGUAAAAAAUGUCAAAGGGUGUGGUGCUUGCUUGGACUUGCUAAAAGAGAACAAGGACCUAUUGGAGUUAUUCAGAACCACAUAUCGAAGAGCCUACAAAUCUAAAAUUGCUCCAUUAAUGGAAACAAGAAGUGUCGCGGAACACAGGGAUUUUCUCUUGCAACAUACGAUCCCAAUUCUGGAGGUGCAAAUGAAUUCACCGGGAAACUUCAUGAAUCAUCUUUGGGCCACGAUUUCCUCAGAGUGCAUCUUUGAGUGUUUCUUGCCCACAUUGGAAGGUCUUCAUCUUACCGGGGCUUCGGGGGAAGUCUCCUUCGAUAUCUUCAGGGCCCUUCGACGUCUUCAGCACCUCCAGCCUGAGUUCCAAGAUCGCGUGUUCCAGGUGUUCAAGCCUUGCAUUGAUUUUUGGGUCACCACCAUUGAGAUGAAAGGCAUGGAACAAGUAGAAAAAGUUCUCCAAUUUGAGCGAGCUCUUCAUGACAAUCAGAAUUGGACCACUUUCUGCAAGUCCGACUCGGAAUGGUUUGAAGGGGCCCAAGAUGUCAAAGGGAUUCUCAUCUCCUGCAUGACCACAUGGGAACAAUUGGAUUGGCCCAAUUUGGAGGUCCAAACUCAGUUCGGCCUGAACUUGGUUCAGAAGCUUUGUUCCAUUUUUGACCACUAUAUCAACUCUCUGUUCGAGAUUGUGUUCGCUGACCACUUUUUCGAUAAACACGAGUUGGUCAUUAUUAUCUUCACCUUGUCUUCUUGGGCUGAAUAUUUGGACCAAAUCAAUGGGAAAAUUAGCCGGAUCUGUCAGGAUCUGGAUUGGACCUCGCCCACCUCCAAGAGUCUGGCUAUCAAUAUGGAGCAAUUCAAGGCUACCUUGGGAACAGCCAAAUUCCAAGUGUCGGAAAAGGCCCUCAGGUUCAUCGAUGAGUUUUUUGUGGGUGAGAAGACGCUCAUCAAUGCCUUUGGGAAGGCUGGCAAGCUCUUUGAUGACUCCGACUCCGAGGACUGCCUUCUUGGAUACAUCAAUAGAGAGUUGGAAUUUUUCAACGAGUACCUCAAAUUCGAUACCGAAAUCGUGACCAAAGCGUACAACCAAAACAUUUGUCAAAGGUACUUUAACUUGGCUGAGGAGAAUUUCCAAGAGCAAUUCGUCAAAUUGAAGCUCAAAAGCCGUCUGAAAGGUAAUACGGAGAUUUUCAAGCCCUUCCUUCAAGCCCUGGAGGAGCUGAAGGCGUUUGAAACUAACUUGGGGAUCACGCCAAGCCCACCAUUGUCAGAAAUCUACAAGGAAGUGAACACCACGUUCACUCCUAGCGCCAAGCUGGUGUCCAAACAUCUUCAAAAGAUCCAUGACAUCCUGGAGGAGGAUCCCAAGGAUCCCCUGGGAACCAUCAAAUUCUACGCACAUCGGUAUGAAGCGUCAGAAGGCAGUUGGUCCGUCGAACUCGAGUUUGUAGCCUUGACGGAUAUCAAGGCCAGAAACACGAGUGAAAGGACGUUCAAAAUGCUCCAUUCCCGAGGGGCAAAUAUCCGGCUGAUGAUCAGCAUUCCUCCUUUAAGCACCGAGAAGCAUCCCUUGCGCAAAGCGACUGACAUCUAUGUUGACAUGAAGGACAUCCUUUUCGGGUUUAAGAGCGGCACCCCGCAUCGAUUCAAGUUUUGCAUUCCCCAGAAGGCACCGAUCUCAUCAGAUCUUGGGUUUGUUCUCAUUGAAAUGUUUGACCAUUCCUCCAUGAAGACCCACAAGUACUUCCACGGAAUGACCUUGAUCCCCCUAAGCGAUAUUCCAGUUAGCACGGACCGCAAUCAAGAUUGUGUUCGUACCAUGACUUUCCAAAGGGUGCCAAAGAGCGAGGCUUCUUUGCAAUGGAGCGAGUUUGUAGCCUUGAAGCAGAGGAAGGAUUGGACCGCCAAGGUUUACACCAAGCGACAUGAGAAUCGGGUAUUCUCUCAUAAAAAGAUUGUCGAACUUGUGGCGUCGGAUAUCAAGUGGAUCCAAACUCUGGAUGAGGAAGAGGAUGAAAGAAAAUGAGGGUGACCACCAACUCCACAUGUCAGAAUAAUGCCACAUGAUGUGCUAUCCAAAUACCAUAGAAUUUCCGACGUUUGUCAUCAUAAUAUAUUUUUGCUAUGAACA